AUGGAUCCGUUGAGGACACUCGAAUUCUGUGUGAAGGGAUCGACAGAAUCAUCGGAAACCAAUACUAGGUGGAUGGAUGAGCAGGUGAGCUGGUUUUCCCAUUCCCCGACAGGAUCCCGCCCCACAACUUGCCACGGUGUAAAUUCCUCUGACAUCACCGUGAAUACGUUUAUGGAAGUCGUGAAGGAGUCGGUCAAAUUAGCGAGGGGUCCCAUCUCAGGUGAUGCCAAGCAUGGAGGCCUUCUCAUCCCAGUUGUCUGCAAGAAUGGGAUAACUGUAUGUGCUGGAUACGGCUUUGCAGGACCAUUGCAUGGAAUACCGUACGGCCUGAAAGACAUUUUUGCAGUUCCGGGUUACGAAACCACCUGGGGUUCACAAUCCUACAAGGACCAAGUCAUAUACAAAGAGUCCAACGUGUACAAAAAAUUAAAGGAGGAGGGAGCAGUCCUGAUAGCCAAGCUAGCUCCGGGAUCAUUAGCUUAUGAUGAUAUUUGGUUUGGAGGCCAAACCAAGAAUCCCAGGAACAUCAAGGAAGGUUCUACAGGCUCCUCUGCUGGUCCUGCCAGCAGUACAUGUGCAGGAAAUGUCCCAUUUGCAAUUGGGACUGAGACAUCAGGAUCAAUUACAUUUCCAGCUGCACGCGUGGGUGUAACAGCCUUGCGUCCUACUUUUGGGAUGGUUGGAAGAUCCUGGAGUAUGAGUUUAUCGGAGAGUUUGGACAAAAUUGGCCCUUUUGCUCGCUCUGCAGCUGAUUGUGCUGUGAUAAUAGACACUAGAGGUAAGGAUCCCGAAGAUCGGUCAUCGAAGAAUAUUCACUUAGAAGAUCCAUUCUUGAUGGACGUGACCAAAUUGACAGUGGGCUACUUACCAGACGCAGAUAUGGAGGUGGUUAAAGUUCUAGAAAAGAAAGAGGUGAAAAUGGUACCCUUUGAACUGAAAUAUUCUUUAUCUACGGUACAAUUCACGCUGAAAAUUACGAUGGAAGUAGACGUUUUGGUACACUUCGACCAUUGGCAGCGGACGGGCUUGGAUGAAGUCUAUGAAGACCAGAAUGCGUGGCCUGUUGUAGUCCGACGUGCUCGGCUCAUCUCGGCGGUAGAUUACAUGCAGGCGCAAAGAGCACGUGGGAAGCUAGCGCAAGAAAUGAAGGACUUGAUGGAGAAGCAGAAAAGACAUGAAGGACUUGAUAGACUCAGUCACCUUAUAAUUUCAAGAAAUGAAGGACUUGAUAGACUCAGUCACCUUAUAAUUUACCUCUAA
Messenger RNA from Physcomitrium patens, 1260 nucleotides. Lineage: Eukaryota; Viridiplantae; Streptophyta; Bryopsida; Funariales; Funariaceae. The record is from RefSeq and is a predicted model, not a curated record.